AUGGCGCCAGCCGGUCAUGCAAAAGAUAUCCCUAUCUUGAUAAGUGAUGACGAUGAGAUGGAGCAUGAUUCUCCUUCAUACUCUCCAGCUACUCACUCCAAUUACCACUUUGAUGCAAAUCAAAUGACUCAGCAACCCAUGACAGCUACGUCUUUGAACCAUCCUACCAUUGAUGAUCCUUUGAAUGGUGCCAUUAAGGCUAAUGGUUCAGUCACAGCAACUCAGUCAAAUGACCAUUGUAAUGCAAACCCUCCUAUUAAUGCAACUGAGGAAAAAUACCCUUUUAACGCUGACAUAUUCAUACCGAUUCCGAUCAAGAGAAAUGACAAUCCCAUGACUCAUGAGGAUUCUGCUAUUUUAGAUCCCUUUGUAGCUCGUGGGUUGAUCGACACUUCUAUGUUACCCGUCGACAGGGGCUUGUUUGACUGGAUCGAUGAUACUUGCGUCGUUCUGGACAAAGUGAAGCAGUGUAGCUUUGAGAUGCAAGCUCUCCUUCGCCGAUCACAGAUUUUGCACAUGCAAGAGGUAACCGGAAAGGAUGCUAGAAUCGCAGGGCUUUGUGCAACAAUAGCCGAAAAGAAUGCUAGAAUUACAAAACUUCGCGAUACACUAGUUGACAGAAACUUGGAGUUGUAUCAGAAAGAACAAUGGUUGUUCGAGGAAUAUACCAGGAACGAGAAGUUGGAGAUGGAAAGUAAAGAUGGUGUCGGUAUCGAAGAGGAACUAAGGAUCACCAAGGAGAAGCUCAAAGAAGCUGCUGAGUUUGCGUACAACUACGAUCCUGAGGAUGACGACUACGAGCCAGAGGAGAUAAGCUCUAAACAAGAAUGA
Molecule: messenger RNA, 831 nt
Organism: Papaver somniferum (opium poppy)
Lineage: Eukaryota; Viridiplantae; Streptophyta; Magnoliopsida; Ranunculales; Papaveraceae
Exons: 2
Coding region: 1-831 (276 amino acids)
Source: RefSeq, a predicted model, not a curated record